Molecule: messenger RNA, 2930 nt
Organism: Trichogramma pretiosum
Lineage: Eukaryota; Metazoa; Arthropoda; Insecta; Hymenoptera; Trichogrammatidae
Exons: 5
Coding region: 776-2158 (460 amino acids)
Biological process (GO): actin filament polymerization
Cellular component (GO): cytoplasm; actin cytoskeleton
Molecular function (GO): protein binding
Source: RefSeq, a predicted model, not a curated record
AUACCCACACAUAGUGCGUUCAUCACAUUGUAUAUAGCUAUACCGAAUUCGCAUCCGCUGCUGCGCGCGAUUUCAGCCAACUAUAUAUGCAUAGCUUUAUGCAUAGCCUAUAUGUGUUAUAGGCACUAGUCGCAAGCGACGAGCGCCGAGCGCAGCACAGUAGCACUCCAACACACAACAACAUCAUCACAAAAUAACGCACAAAUAAAAAGAAGACGAGCAGCGAGAGCGAUUAUAUAGAUAUUUAAAUAUAGGAUCCUGCACACACGUACGCACGCACCACACAUACACACACUGCAGACACAGAUACACACACGUAGUUGAGCAAACGAUCUAGUCGCGCGUUUUAACGAAACAGUUGAGGCACUACUGCACGCACGAGAGAGAGACUGCAGGGAGAAGUGAUGAAAGAUAUUAGAAUUUUUGCACUGGAUCCAACUCUUUCGAACGGAAACCGCUACCAGCAUCCUUCUAUUCAAAUCAAGUAACGCCUGCAGCAGGACAUAGAGCAAAAUUAACGACGAGUCAAAAGACUGAGAAAUAGUUAUAAUUAACGCGUUCGACGUGCAUGUCUCUAAUGUGUGACCGUAGGUGUGUUGUGCUACGGUGUGCAGCGAGUGUCGCGAUGAUGAUCGACGUUCCGUUUGUCAUGAAGUGCACGCAAGUCUAGAUAUGUGCUUCAACGCGAGCGCGUGAUCGCGUAUCCCAAAGCUCUAGCGACACACAAAGACUGACCGAAAAGUUGACUAAACGAGUAAAUAAAUAGUCGUUUAUCAUGGGGACGCGAAGCCGGAUAGCUAGCUACGCACUCUGCUUCCUGGUCAUACAGGUCAAGUUCACCAUCUCGCGUACUUCUUGGCGUUUGAGCGCUGACAAAGUUGUCAUGAGCAGUACUACCACGACUGCACCUGGUCUUGAAGAUGAUGCCAUACUCAAUAUACUUACCAGUAGCAUAAGUUUAGGUAAUGGUCAGGGCUGGAGUAGAACUGCGACAGACUCUAAUGCAGCUGAUAAGCUGCAAGUUCACUGCAGCGAGUGCAAAGCUUACCCUACUACCAAUGGUCAUGGACAAGACAGGCGCUUCGCCGCGGCGACUUAUGCAGCCGUGGCCGCGGCCGCUGCGGCGGCAGCUGCAGCUGGGGGCGAUCCAUCCUCCGGCACGAGCAAUCUCACGGCCGAGCAGACCUUCGCCAACUUGGCCAAGUCGUCGUCGUCGUCGUCGUCGUCCACGACUCCCGGCCAAGGCAAUAGCAAUAACGAGCAGCAGCAGCAGCAGGCGUCGAUGAGCUGCGGCUCGUCGGGGCAGUCCUGCGACGACAUCGUCCUCGACUGCGGCAAACCGGUCAAUUUCACCUAUUACGACAAUCUGAUCGGCGUGGCCAACAGAAACAAGCAUCCCCUCGUGCCCGAGCCCGCCGUCGUUUACAUGUUCAAGAAGACCGAGGAGAAACUCACGGAUUUCGAUAUCGAUUUGCUCGAGCGGCGCCUCAAACGAGCCAAGCGAGAGAAACCGAAAUCAGUCCAGCUGUACAAUCAAAUCGGCAACUUCUGGCGCAUCAAGGGCAACGCUCAGCGCUCGAUCGAGUGCUUCCGCAGGGCGCUGGCAGUGUCGCCGCACAACGCCGAGGUCCUCUUGAAUCUGGCCAGGGUCCUGCUGGUGCUGGAGUACCUCGACGACGCGUCCUACCUGGCGAGGCGAUCGCUCGAGCUCCAGCCCCCCGAUCGCAACGCUUGGGAGCAGUACCUCACGCUCGGCCAGAUAUUCAAGGCGUACGGUCACUUUCAAGAAGCGGCUGUUCAUCUGAGACACGCUCUCGAGCUAAAGCCCGACCUCGUUGAUGCGGCCAAAGCCUUAAAGGAGGUCGAAUCUUUGCCGAUCGCCAGUAUGCACAUGUACACGUUGCUCAUCAUUGUAUGCUUGGUACUCGGCGUACUACUAGUCGUAUUGAGCAACGUCGAGUGCGAGGACGACUCGACGCUCGCCCCGGAUCAUCAGCACCAUCAGCAACAGCACCAAAGCCAAUCGCAAACACAGCCGAUUCCGCAGCAUCAGCAGUAUUUGCAGCGCGGCCCAACGGCCCCGUCCCAGCGUCACUUCAAUCGUGCCAUGGCUAUGCGGAGUCUCCGAUUCAACGUGUCGCGCGGAAAGCGAUGCUGAUCGAGAGCCGCCGCAGCAGCAGCCGCAAACGUUAUUAUUGUUCGCGAUAAGAAUAACAAUAACGACAAGUCCUCCCUCGCCCGAAUACUACUAGUAUCCCCAAUCUUCUUAAAUUAUUGUGAUAGACCUAUUCUGUAAAAGGAAAGGAAACAUGAUACCUGUGACCGCACACGAUAUACUUAAAGUAACCAUUAUUAAUAUUAUUAUUAUUGUCAUUAUUAUUGUCAUUAAAUGUCGACUAAAAAAACGACUACGACGAAGCUGUUAAAGAAACCAAAACGACAAGAUCUCGCGCGAUCUGCGUUACUAUAUAUCAUAACGUAUGAAAAGCAUGUAAUGCCAAUGGUACAGAAAUACGUAUAAUAUAUAUUAACGGAAUACCAUAUAAUUGUGAUUUUUCUUCUCAGUACUUAUAUAAUGUGACACAGUCAUAAUAUAAAAAUGAAAAGUAUGAUAAUAUAUCAUAAAAUAAACGCGAUUCGUUUUACUACUGUAUAACUAACGCACGGUGUAUAUGAAAUAUAUAUCAAAACGUAUUCGUACGUUAAUGAGCGUGUGGAACGCGCGCAUUCCGGAUUUCAUGCAAGCGCGUUUGAUUCGUUGUUUUUAAUUAUUAAUUUUUCUUGUUUUCGUUUUUUCGUAUUAUGAUACAUACAUGUGUUGGUAUACAAACACACGCCGCGCGAAAAUUUAUUGUAAUACUUUGAUGAUAAAACAAUGUUGACUGAAAGAUGAGUAAAAAGCCAUUCAAAUAAAAAUGUGCGAAACCAUA